Molecule: messenger RNA, 804 nt
Organism: Colletotrichum abscissum
Lineage: Eukaryota; Fungi; Ascomycota; Sordariomycetes; Glomerellales; Glomerellaceae
Exons: 2
Source: RefSeq, a predicted model, not a curated record
CGGCAAGUCUUUCUUCGCGCAUCGCUCGCCACGAGGAGCACUACGAGCAGCUGCAGAGACGCCAUCACAGCAUCCUACGUGCCUACUUUCCUAGCGUUGUUGCUGGUCUGCCGCCCAGCCAGAGGGCCGUCUAUCCUCAAUUAUGGUAUGGCGUGCGCCGCCCACGCGGCGAUGAGAUGGGAUGGCUGUCCCAUGGAUCCGUCUACGCCGCAUGAGCGACAGCCAGAGACUCAGAGUAUGCACGCUCUCGCGUGCUUCUCCUCUGGAACAAACGUACUUGUGCAACUAAGGGUCAUCAGUCUAACCUUUCGGGACUUGGGUCCUUACAACAUGGCACCACCAUGGCAAUCUGGACCUGGGCCCUGUCCACGGCAGUCGUUCUUAUUGGCAUUUGUGCGCCUGGCCAAGGGAACCCCGACGCUGCAUCCAACCGUUUGCGGCGCAUCAAGAAGGAAAGAAAAUUACGGUGCCUGGCCAAAGCUUCCUUCCCCAAGCACGCUCUGGGAUGGCCCUGGGCUUCCUGGUCUCUCUGAUGCAGAUGAUGUUGGUGGAUUUGAGGCGGGGCCGAUGAUGGGGACCCCAGUGCCGUUGCGCCGUGGGAUGAACGGCCAGAAAGUUUUGGCCCAUUGCCAAGAUUGGCUAUCGGCACUGGACAUAUUGCCUUGCCAUUUCGAUGGAGGAGCCGCCUCUUCAGAUUUUGCUGCUUUGAAGCCCUUUGACUGGCCCAAACUGCCCAUCUUUCCUAUGCUAUCCAUCGACGGCCCGCCACAUGUAAGAGAGGCAACCGCUGGAGAGGGGAAAUGA